UCUGUUUCAUACUGCAUAUCACGCCAUCAGUGGCCUCUACUUACAAAUCGGUAAUAUGAAACAAACACUUCGUCAAAAGCUUAAAAAUCAAUUUCUUCUUGGUUUUAUCCCAUUUGCAGCAACGAGUGAUGAAGUACUCCAACCACUUAUUAAUGAUAUUCAGGACUUCAAACGUGGAUAUGAAUUGAAAAUUGGUAAUCAAACUGUGUGGGUUACUGGUGGAUUAGGUGUCAUUACUAGUGACUUACCGGAAGGUAAUGAACAGGCAGGAGUAAAGAAUCACAAUGCACAUUAUGGAUGCUGUAACUGUAUGAUUCAUCAUAGUGAAUUGGAUAAUAUUAGUUUUGACACUGCGAGACAUAGUCGUUACUAUCACAAAACCAUAUUGCAAUUUUCUACCAUAAGGAGAGUUCAGACUCAAGCACAACGUGAUGCACUUGCUAUGCAAUACGAAAUGCUUCAAUUAACAUUUGAAAUCUUAUCCUCAAAAGGAGAGACCGAAUUUUUGAAAGUUUGGCAUGACUUCGAAUUUCCUUCAUAUUGGUCUCGACAACAAAAUCCAAUUACCCAUUUAGGCUCAUACUUUUUUUCUGAUUAUCUUUGUCUAAGUAUGAUUAUGCUAUUUCUCAUUAAUCGGGCAUUACAUAUCACGAUGCUAAAUAAAACAUUUGUCGAAUACAUAAUUGAGACAUGCACAAUAACGAAAAGUCAGGUUCUGGAUAAAUUGUUAGGUUUAUGGUAUAAUACUAUAGUCCAGACUGGUUGCGAAGGUAAUCAAAAAUUUAAUAUUGAUAGUUUGAAUUUUGCGACUUUAGUGAAUAUUUCAGUUGCUAUGAAGGAAAUGUUGCAUAAACUUUUCAAGGCUAUUAUCUCUCAUUCAAAUAAAAAAAAUAUAGAACUGGAUUUUAUGCGCUGUAAUAAUUGUUUGCAAGCAUUACGGUUUCUAAUGGAUGGUAGUAUUGACGAAAAAUAUGAUAAGACAACAUACUUUAAUUUUAGCAUAUUGUCAAAGGAUCGAUGUACUGCUGGCUUUGAGAAAGUUCUUAAUGAUGAUUUAUUUGCUGAACUUAGACACGCAUAUAAAGAAGAACUUGAUGUGAACCUUUGUGUUGGUGAUACUGUGGAUGUUUUAGAAGAUAUAUCAAAUGAUACAUUGAAUAAUCCAAAGACA
Messenger RNA from Funneliformis mosseae, 1171 nucleotides. NCBI's taxonomy places the organism in Eukaryota, Fungi, Glomeromycota, Glomeromycetes, Glomerales, Glomeraceae. The record is from the annotation of a GenBank genome assembly.